Molecule: messenger RNA, 4556 nt
Organism: Panonychus citri (citrus red mite)
Lineage: Eukaryota; Metazoa; Arthropoda; Arachnida; Trombidiformes; Tetranychidae
Product: RRP12-like protein
Exons: 2
Coding region: 504-4409 (1301 amino acids)
Source: RefSeq, a predicted model, not a curated record
GCCUAUUCGACCAGAAAUCUCUGGUCAUAUAGUCCCCGAGCCUAAAUAACCAGAGAGAAAAGUAUAAUCCGUUUUCAACUCUAAUUAGUGAAUUCUUAUUUAAUUAAUGAAAAGUGAUCAAUUAAAUAGUAAAAAAAGAAAUACUAGUGAAAAAAUUAACAAUUGUUUCAGAGAAUUCAGUUUUCUUUUUCAUGUGAAAAUAUCUCAUGUGGUAUCAGUUCUUCUGGAUUUUGAUCUCAAAAUUUGCCUUUAACUGAAUUAACAUUGGAUUCAAUUCAUUAAGACUUGAUCCCAUUUCUGGCUAUUUAGGCUUAACCAGAUCUCAACACGUGAAAAUAUUAACAACCGAUUCUCAUGUUUGGUUAAUUCAUUUAAGAAUAAUUUUAAUUUUUAGUUCGAUCAAUUUACUUAUGUGAUUAGUUAAUUAUUCCAACUGUUUGCUUAUCUUAUCUAGAAUUUGAUUGUUUAUUCAAGUUUAUUGGAUUGGUUAUUUAUUUUUAAUUAUGAAAAAUAAGGUUCGAGUUGCUGCUAAGGCAACUAAAGGCAGAGGUAAUCGAUGGAGAAAAGGUGAAAGUAGUAAUUGUAAUGCUGCCACUAAAAAGUUCCGUCAAAGAGUAAAUUUGAUGGGCCCUAUUUCAAAGAGUUCAUCUAAUCUUGAUGAUUUUGAAAAUCUGCGACUUAGUUCAAUCAAUUUAAGUGCCCAUUCUUUAGGUGGAGGUGAUGAAACUGCUCGUGAAAUAAAAUCUGUAUCAAUGGACGUUGACCAGGAAUCAAUGGGCAGUUGUAAUACAUUUGCAUCCAUUUAUACCAAUUGUACUAAUGUCAGUUUCUCUAAACUUUUGGAGAAAUGGAAUCCAUCAUCAGUGUUACACAAAGAAAUGAUUGCUAUUCUAGCAACCAUAACAGAAACAAUCAAGGAAAAGGGUGGAACAGAAAGUGAAACUGAAUAUUUUGCCAUUUUAAUCACUUUACUUGAAACCACCGAUAAAGAUGAAACUUUAGCAGCAAUCGCCUAUUUAUUGGGCAUGGUGGUUAGACGACUUCCUGAUUCAGUAAAGAAGCUUAAAUUCAGUGAGAUGAGUCAAAUUUUCGCUGCGAAAAUAGUUGCCAAUCGUGAGAAAACCAAUGGCUACCUAAUGAUAAAUCUAAUUCGUUGUCUAAGUGAAUUCAUCAAAAGCCAAGAAGUGGUUGUAUUGAAAUCUCCUGCAACAUUUGCUGUCUACAAAGUGCUUCUUGAUUUAACCCUUGACCCAAAGCCAAAGAUUCGUAAAUCAGCUCAUCGAUCCAUCGUUAAUAUACUGAAAACAAGUAAACUUGUCUACGAAAAUGCUGAACAUCAUGCAUUAGCUGAACAAACGGCCAAAUUUUGUGUCGACAAAUUUUUAUCCACAAGCGUGAAUAACAUUAAUGACGCUUUACAUAUGCUUAAUUUGAUGAGAGAUAUAAUCACCAUCAUCCCAUCAAAAGCACUCAAGGUUUGUUGCGAAGCCGUGACAAGAGUAACAACAAUUUCCCAUGCUAAUCCUUUACUGGUAAAUGGUGGACUUUCAGUUUUCCUUCAACUAUUUAAUUCAUCAUCACCACUUCGUGGAUUAACAUCACAAUUUAACUAUAUUCUUCUAAAUCGUCUCAAAGAUAAUCGUCCAAGUUAUACUGAUUCUCAAUUACUACCACUUUGGGUUGCCGUUAUGAAGGAAGGUUACAUUAGCCUCUAUUCACUUGAUAAAUCAAAAUGUCUCAUUGAAAUUUCAUCACUAUUAAGUUCACUUUUACCCUGUUUUGAAAGUGAAUCAAAAAUUGUUCACAUUACUGUUACAACCUCGAUUCAACAAGUUAUCCAAACAAUUAUUGCCCCUUCUCUAAGUGAAUUGAAUUACACCGUUCGAGCAACAAUGGCCGAUAUUUUCGAGGACAGUUUACAAUUUAAGUAUCAAAAUGCUUGGGGAUUCAUUUGUAGUAUUAUUGGAACUCUAAUUGAACAUGUUGGCUCUCAAGCUCCUGAUUUGGUUUCUCGUUUUAUCAAGAAACUAAUUGACCUUCGUGAAGGAUAUAAUACCAAAUUUUUACCCCAAAUUGACAUAGCAAUUAGUAAAGCGAUUAAAAAUCUUGGGCCCAAAAUUAUACUUGACAUUGUUCCCCUUGAGAUGGAUCUUAGUGAUACUAAUCAAUUUACUCACAGUUGGUUAAUACCCUUGUUCCGAGAUAACAUUGAGAAAACCGAGUUACGAACAUUUAAAACUUUCUUCCUUCCAUUGGCCAAAAGAAUCGAGAUUAAAAUAUCAACAUUGGAUAAAGUAAAACAAUCAAUUUACAUAAAACUUUAUUCAACUUUACACAAUCAGAUUUGGUCUUUGUUACCAUCUUUCUGUCGACAUGCGACCGAUAUUAAGACGGCAUUUACUAAAGAUUUUGCUUCUUUAUUGAGAAAUGUUAUCAGAGAGAAUACAGUUCUAAGAGGUUACUGUUUGGCUGGUCUUCGUAACCUCAUCAAAACUGUAUCAUCGGAAGAAGAUAAAACAAUUUUAAAAUACUUUGCUAAAGGUUAUCUUCAAGAUUUCAUCACGAUUUACAUUAAUCCCGAAACCAGUGGAUCUGGAAAGAAGGACGUUCUCCCAACGUAUGAGACUCUACGAGUUUAUCUAACGAUUGCUGAUGAUGAAGUUCGUGAGAAAAGUUUGGAAACUGUUAUGAAAAACUUGCGAAACUUUGACGGAGAUGUUGCACUUCGUAAUUACCUGUUGGAUAUUCUAUUAUUAUAUAUUCCAUUUUUUACAACAAAGCAAAUUAAGCUUAUCUAUGGAGAAAUAAUUCUUCCCGUUAUUCAAAAAUCGGAUGAAAAUUCUCAUCUGAAAAAGAUUUACAAGAUAAUCCAAGAGAUUUGCUGUAAUCCCAAUUGCAAGGAGUUUAUUUUAUCCCUUAAAGUUAAUAUUAUUGAUCUUUUCGUUGGACUAUUUAACUCAAGCCCUGAUCAAGUUAAAUAUUUACCUGUUAAUUCACUAGACAUUUUGUGUCAAAAGGAGAUAAUUCAAUUGGAAAAGAAACAUAUCCCCAUCAUGUUGAGAUUAAUUAUCGACUCAGUUGAAACUGGAAGAGAAAAGUGUAAAAAGACAGCCUUUGUUUUCCUUACUAAUCUUCCAAAAUACCUGAACAAUAAUACUACUUUUAUCCAGCAAACUCUAAUCAAUCAGGUGACACUUCAUAGUCCAGAAUUAAGAUCAGCAGAGAUCCUGGUUCUUGGACAUGGUAUUUUCGACCUCGAGCAAGAACAAUUAACCAAUGAAGUUCGUGGUAAAUUAUUCCAAUUGCUUGAUCUUUUAAAAUCUGAAGAUCGGUCUAUCGUUCGAGCUGUUUUCCAAACAAUCAAUUUAUGGAUUAAAAAGACUGACAAAGAGGAGCUUGGUCAUGUUGCUUAUAACAUCGUCAUGGCGCUGAAUAAUGUGAGUGUGGAUCAACGAAAAUCUUUCAGACACGAAGUGAAAGUUUUGCUCACCAAACUGAUUCGUAAAUUUGGCUACGAAAUGUUGUCUAAAUUAAUUCCACCAUUUUGCGAAAAAGUUUUGCGAAACAUACGAAAAUCAGAAGCUCGAAAGGCCCUUUCGAAAAAUGAAACCUCUGGUGAUAUUUUCGAUGAUCUAGCAAGUGGAACCAUUGCAACUUCUACUACUCAUCGAUCAACCAAAUCGAUGACUGAUAUUUUGAAUGAAGAUUCUGAUUCAGAUGAUAGUUUACUUGACGAAGAUGAUGAGGAUGACAAGAAAAGUCGAGCAUCAACUAGAAAAUCACGAAAAGCUCGAUCCGAGACAUUUAUCGAAGAAAGAGGGGACGAAGAAGAAAUUGUCGAUCUAUUGGCUCCAAAUAUCAACAGUCGAAUCCAUUCAUCGAAUCCACUAAAAUCAGUUGCCCCGAAACCCAAAAAGAAGGACGAAUAUCAUAUGACAGCUGAUGGUAAGAUUUCGUUCAAUUUCAAAGAGAUGGAAAGAGGAACCAAAAGGAAACGAGGAGAUGAAGAAAAUAACAGGAGCGACGAAGAUGAUGAAGACGAUGACGACAUGGAUGAAAGAGCUACAAAAACCAACGUUUCUCGAACCUCAAAAACUUCAAGAACUUCGAAAAUAUCUAAAGUAUCAGCGACAACCUCACAUGGUACAAAAGCGAGCUACAAACCUGGAGGUCAAGGUAUUCAUAGACCUGUUAAGAAACGAAAAACAGGAAUCAAAGGAGCCAAAACAGGAGAAGAGUUUUCAUCGCGAAAAGCGGGAGGUGAUGUUAAAAAGAAGGGUUCAGUUGACCCAUUCGCUUAUGUACCAUUGAAUGGUGCUCUUCUUAAUCGUCGAAAGAAAAACAAGUUCAAAGGUUACUUCAAUAAAUUAAUAACAACCAAAAGUAAACCAGGUAAACGACAAAAAUAAAUCCUUCACAAAGUUUAAAUAUUCUGGAAAAAUAAAAACAAGUCAACUAAUUGUUAACACAAUUUAAUAAAUUGUAUUUCUGUGCAAAAAUGAAUUUAUUGCUUUAAUUAUGCAUCAAUAUCAAUACACUAAAUAUGUUUUCUCAUU